Messenger RNA from Funneliformis mosseae, 897 nucleotides. The record is from the annotation of a GenBank genome assembly. NCBI's taxonomy places the organism in Eukaryota, Fungi, Glomeromycota, Glomeromycetes, Glomerales, Glomeraceae.
AUGGAACUGCGUCUUCGCAUGGUUAUGGACUGCGUCUCCGCUGCUGAGUCUAGGAAAACGGGACUAAUCGACAAUUUCUGGAUGAAACGUCGCAAUUUUACUAAAUAUGAAAGAUAUGAAGAACGACCUUAUAAGGACGAAAAACAAUCGGGUUUUAAAGGGGAAAUUUCAACAAAAGAUAAAGUUUCAAAACGUACAAGAAUAAAUGAAUACUUCCCGGUUACUCCACAAUUUGAACAAGAUCAGCCACCACAAACUCCUCCACAUCGAAUUUUUUCGUGUGGUGCGUUAUCGGAUGCUUCUGUACCCUUUUGGAUCCAGCAAAGCUGUAAUGAGAGAUCAAUUGAGCAAGAGUUUUCGGGUUUAGACUCCAUUUGUUCCAAUUUCGAUCACGAAAAAGUUUCCUCACAGACAAUAGGACAAAUGCAAAAUUACGAAGUUGAUAUCGAAAAUACGUACUUACAAUUAUCUCAGGAGAAUUCACAGAUUGUACCGGAGGAAAUUCGUAAAAUAAUCGAAAAGAUGAAAGGUAUAAAAUAUCGUCUAUUCGACUAUCGAAUCAUUAAUCUCUCGGAACGAAAUGUUACGAAUCCCGUUAAUAAAUUAUCAAAAUCCGAAAAGCGCAUCUUAAAAGAUAUUUGGAACUCGACAAUUCGCUUAGAUAAAUGGGAAAAUACUAUUGAGGAUGUUCUAGAGAAACCGUAUGUUAGACCUUUUAUUCAUAGAGAACAUCAUGAUCUCUUAUGGGUACAAGAUAUUUAUAAACGGUUUUUAUUUCUUUUUGAUGCAUACACUAACCUACUAUUGGAUCCAGAUCAAAGUGAACUUUCUUACCGGGAAAACUUUGUGAAUCCCAUUGUUGUUAAAGUUUUUGACGACAUCAUGGAUUUAAUCAAA